Molecule: messenger RNA, 4375 nt
Organism: Centropristis striata (black sea bass)
Lineage: Eukaryota; Metazoa; Chordata; Actinopteri; Perciformes; Serranidae
Product: leucine-rich repeat neuronal protein 3
Exons: 2
Coding region: 821-2950 (709 amino acids)
Molecular function (GO): protein binding
Source: RefSeq, a predicted model, not a curated record
UAAUGACUGCUGAGGAGACGGCGGCGCAUCUAUGUGGUCCGCCUGACACUUGAUCGAGAGGAGAGAUGCCGCUGUGAAGACGGGAAGGGAAGGGCACAGGGAACACAUGAAGCUCUCUGCACACUAACCUCCUUUUGGACUCCGCCGUGUGUGUAUUUUUUUAAAAUUUGGUUUCCCCUUCAUGCAGAAGAAGCCGUGUGUUUUUUGCUGUGUAAGAACUGAUUUCUCAUCAGCUGCGUAAAAAAAAAAAAAAAAUCAGAAGAGCUCACAUUGUUGACUGGCUUUAUGUUGCGCGCUGGGGCUCGCUCGUCAUUGGAGCAGCGCACUUGAUGGGAAUAUAGACAACAGCUUCGAGGGGCUAUCAUGGUUGAAUCGGGUAGGAAUGGACUGGGCUGUGGACUCUGGGAGCUAGUGACGACAAUCAAUGAGGACAUCCGUCUUUAAAGCAAGAGCAGAUUUUUUCAUGGAUACCUAUGAAUGUGCUCAGCAUAAGUCCUUUGAGGUAUAAUAUCAGACCAUCCUUUUUUCUUUUUUCCCCCUCCCACCUUCUUGGAUCUGCCUGACUGCAGCCUUCGCCCCGAACCUUGACACCCACAGGCAACAUUGAGUGAUUGGUCAUUACACCCAAGGGCGUCUACACACAGCAAGACAGGAAAAAAACCCUAGGGAGCCCCGCUGCAGUUUGUGGUGGUGGCGGUGGCAGGGGCGGUGAGUCAAUCGCCUCAGCAGCUGCAGCAAAUGAUUCAUUAUUUGUAAAGUUAACAGCUCAGACCACUUAAUCUACAAGGACCAAUUUCUUACUGGAGGGAAUCGGUCCAAUAUGAAGGACGUGUCAUUCGUGGAUCGUCUUUUUGUCGGCUUGGCCAUGGCCUCUUUUGUUGUGGCCACAGAGGAGAGGCCUGAUUGCCCGAAGCUCUGUGUAUGUGAGAUUAGACCCUGGUUUUCUCCAAGUUCGGUGUAUAUGGAGGCGCAGACAGUUGACUGUAAUGACUUGGGACUCUUUAGCCUGCCGGAACAAUUACCGGCCGGCACACAAGUACUAUUACUACAAACAAACAAUGUUGCCAAGAUUGACAAACCCUUGGAUUACCUGGCCAACAUCACAGAGAUUGAUUUAUCGCAAAACAACUUAUCCUCCAUCAGUGACGUCCACCUGGGGAAUCUUCCCCAGCUGCUGUCCCUUCACAUGGAGGAAAAUUGGAUACGAGAGUUGCCGGAGCGAAGUCUUGCUGAGGUGGCUAACCUUCAGGAGCUCUACAUGAAUCACAACCUCAUCUCCUCCAUUUCCCCGAUGGCUUUCCAGGGGCUCAGCAACCUUGUGCGGCUUCACCUCAAUUCUAACAAGCUGAAGGCCAUUAAAAGAGAGUGGUUUGACCCCAUGCCAAAUCUGGAGAUCCUGAUGAUUGGUGAGAAUCCUAUUCUUUCUGUAGAUGAUAUGAACUUCAAGCCCCUCAGUAACCUCCGCAGUCUUGUUCUCACCAGAAUGAAUCUGUCCCAGCUUCCUGACGAUGCCCUGGCCGGUCUUGAUAACUUAGAGAGCAUCUCGUUCUAUGAUAAUAUUUUCCCUGAGGUGCCUCAUUCUGCACUGAGAAAUGUAAAAAAUCUUAAGUUCUUGGAUCUAAACAAAAACCCAAUUGCAAGGAUACAGAGAGGAGACUUUGUGGAUAUGCUCCAUCUGAAAGAACUGGGGAUUAAUAGCAUGCCAGAGCUAGUUUCCAUCGACAGCUUUGCCCUAAAUAACCUCCCAGAGCUGACCAAAAUAGAAGCCACCAACAAUCCUAAACUCUCCUAUAUCCAUCCUAAUGCUUUCUACAAACUACCACGGCUGGAAACCCUAAUGCUAAACGGCAAUGCGCUCAGUGCCCUCCACAGGAUUACUGUCGAGUCACUCCCAAAUCUCAGAGAGGUUAGCAUGCACAGCAACCCCAUCCGCUGUGACUGUGUAGUCCGCUGGAUGAACAUGAACAAGACCAACCUUCGCUUCAUGGAGCCUGAUUCGCUGUACUGUGUGGAGCCCCCGGAGUACGAGGGCCAGCAUGUCCGACAGGUGCACUUCAGGGAGAUGAUGGAGAUUUGUCUGCCACUCAUCUCUCCCGAAAGCAUGCCUGGGCAUAUUAAAGCACAGAACGGGAGCUCCGUGUCACUCCACUGUCGGGCCUUCGCUGAACCAGAGCCGGACAUCUACUGGAUCACCCCGUCUGGCACCAGGGUCCUGCCUAACACCGUGUCUGACAAGUUCUACAUGCACCCAGAGGGAACUUUUGACAUCUAUGAUAUAACAGAAAACGAAGCUGGUCUUUACACCUGCGUGGCCCAUAACCUGGUUGGAGCUGAUCUUAAAUCUGUCUCAGUGGAGGUGAAUGGAUAUUUCCCCCAACCUGCAAAUGGUUCCCUGGAUGUCAAAAUCAAAUCAGUGGAGACAAACUCCAUCCUGGUUUCAUGGCAGGCCGGCCACGGCACCCUAGCUCCCAACAUUAAAUGGUACACAGGGUCAGAUGCUAACCAUCCCACCACAGCGUUUACCACCAGGGUUCCAUCUGACAUCCAGGUCUACAACCUCACCCAUCUCUCCCCCGCCACUUUGUACAAAGUAUGUGUGGAGGCCGGCAGCAUCCACUACAACCACGACACCAAAUGUGUCAAUGUCACCACUAAGGGAUUAGAGCUGGCAGCCAAGGACACAGAAAAAUGGGACGCAGCGGUAAUCACCGUCUUUGGUGUGCUCUUGGCUGUGAUUUCAGUGGCAUGCCUGCUUAUUUAUGUGUCUCUGAGGAACCACCACCUUUAUGGGGAUAUAAGGAAAUGCGACUCCAAAGCUCCGCUGACACCAGUGGAAGCUACCGGUAUGCAAUCUCCUUUCUUUACAAAGCUGUGGGUUUCGGGUAAGGGACUGCCAAGUGGAGUGAAAGUGAAAGCCACAGUCAUAAAUGUAUCUGACAAUGCCUUUUAAGAAGCGCAGCUUUGUAGAGCACCACACACCAACUACACUGAAUGGACAAGGCCAUGUGCAGGGCUGGACAAAUAUGUAGUACUGUUUCAAAGGCCUACCCAUUGCUGGUCCCCUGCUCAGAUACACUGGCAAAACUAUUAUUGGACUGGGAUGGAACAGUUUAAAGAUAGACUACAUGCACUCCCAGUUUCAACCCCAGCUGAAGUGGUGGCUUUGUAACCGUUACAUCAAACCAAGCUAACAUCAACAGAAAGGGGCAUUUACUGCAAAACCAUAUAUUUCAGAACCAUUCAUACAGAGAUGCAGGCAGAGAAAAGAAGGUGAAGACGAUGGUGAUGAUGAUGAUGAUGGUCAACUCUCUUGUAAUUGACUGUUAAAUGUGUUCAGAGUUGUGGAACUGUCCGUGUGGUCCCAAGCAAUACCGUCUGUGCUUUGUCAAACAUCCAUAGACGAGUUAGAGAUACAGUAAUAACACCUGUCUAUUAUGGGAAGGGAGAUUUAGUAGAGUAGACAAAUUACAGUGACUAUGGUGUAAGCCUUUUGAUGAAAUAUAAACCCCCCCUUUUCUAUUUAAAAUGGAUUCUUGAUUUUUCAUGGAAAUAUUGUUAUAUAUUCUAUUAUGUUGAUGUAAUGACAAAUCCUCUGUAUCUGAACAGUUUAAAUGGGUUUUAAAGUAAGGCAAGGAGCAGACUACUUUGAUUACAACGUCACAUUAAGCUUAAUGAAAUUCAGCUACAAAGUGAGUAUCUAGAGAGGACAUUUGCCAAAUGGCUGUUUAUGCUGUGUAGUUCUCAUUGCAACGGUGACUAGGAAAAUAAUGCGUUGGACUUCAAAAAAAGUGUAACAGGUUGAUUAAAACUGAGGUGAUUGAUGUGUUGUCUCCUCACGAAGCGGUCUGUUAUGCCCUGGUAAGUGCCUACAACAAGAACUACAUGAGGUAAACAGAGAAGAAACGGAAGAAACAGCAAAACAUGGCCAUGUCAUCAUUGCAGAAUCACAAGCUAUUCUCCGGUACUUUUAGUGGAAAUACUUUCUCAGUAUUUUUAGCAUACAUAUUUUAAGAAAACAUUUCGUUGUUGCUUUGGGUGUAAAGUUAAAAAGCCAUUUUUAUAUUAACUGUACUAUAUGUGAUCAAUGGGCACAACAGACUAAUUAAGAAAAGUGCUAAGAAAAAAAUAAAUGUCAUUGUUUCUUUUACAAACAAUUGCCUACUUUUCUCCUUUGCUUUCUUCUCAUAUUUGUCAUAAUGCGCCUUGGUUAUUUCAAACCCAACUGCAUGGUAUUAUAAUUACACUACUUUCAUUUUCAUGAAACCAUGGGUUAAUUUGAACUGUGCAAUUACUUAUAUUUGACUUUUCAACUGCAAGCAUGUAAAACAAACUAUUGAUAAUGAGGAUGUAGUGCAGAGGGAGUCUUUUGAGAAAG